AUGAGAGGGAUGAAGAGUCUUACCAUUUGGGCUCUCUUUGCUGCUUUACUCUCACAGCAGCUAUUUGCUUCUGUUGCUUCCCUAAGCUUUGAGGAUCAGAAAACAUACUACUCUCCUCCUGACCCAAGUUCAGGAACUCCUCCAUCACACGGUGGAAGCUACACUCCAACUCCAUCAACUCCAUCACAUACCCCUCCUUCUUCUAACUGUGGAAGCCCACCUUACGACCCUUCUCCAUCACCUCCUCGUCACACUCCAUCUCCUCCUCGUCACACUCCAAGUCCUCCUCGUCACACUCCAACUCCUAAACCUCCAUCACACUCCACCCCUCCUUGUAACUGUGGAACUCCACCUCACGACCCACCAACUCCUUCACGCCCUUCCACGCCUUCUCGCCCUUCCACACCUUCUCACCCAACGCCUUCAAAUCCUCCUUCUGGUGGAUACUACUCAUCUCCUCCACCGAGUACUCCGGUCGUUGUGACUCCACCAACACCCAUUGUUGACCCAGGAACCCCCAUCAUUGGAGGAACCCCACCAACUCCUAUCUAUAUUGACCCUGGAACUCCUGGAACUCCUUUCGUUCCUGCUCCCUUUCCACCAAUCACUGGAACUUGCGAUUACUGGAGAAACCACCCUACAUUGAUCUGGGGUCUUCUUGGGUGGUGGGGAACUGUUGGAGGAGCUUUUGGUACAGUCAGUUCUCCAAGUAGCAUCCCUGGGUUUGAUCCUCACAUGAACCUUCUUCAGGCUCUUUCCAACAGCCGCACUGAUGCCAUUGGAGCUCUCUACCGUGAAGGCACAGCGUCUUGGUUAAACUCAAUGGUCAACAGUAGGUUCCCUUUCACAACCCCUCAAGUCAGAGACCACUUCGUUGCAGGACUUUCUUCAAACAAGGCAGCCACAAGACAGGCCCAUACCUUCAAGCUUGCCAAUGAAGGUCGUCUAAAGCCAAGAGUCUGA
Molecule: messenger RNA, 963 nt
Organism: Microthlaspi erraticum
Lineage: Eukaryota; Viridiplantae; Streptophyta; Magnoliopsida; Brassicales; Brassicaceae
Source: the annotation of a GenBank genome assembly